Oryzias melastigma (Indian medaka) is the source of this 2588-nucleotide messenger RNA. Its product is annotated as TBC1 domain family member 15. Bases 482 to 1948 code for a protein of 488 amino acids. NCBI's taxonomy places the organism in Eukaryota, Metazoa, Chordata, Actinopteri, Beloniformes, Adrianichthyidae. The record is from RefSeq and is a predicted model, not a curated record. The transcript has 9 exons. Gene Ontology annotation, molecular function: GTPase activator activity. Gene Ontology annotation, biological process: activation of GTPase activity.
AUGCUUUUACUUCUUAUUUAUUUAAUAAAUAGCUUCUCUAGAAACAGGGUUACAUACAGUGUGCAUCCUAAAAGCAUUAAAAAAAAAACGUUUGGAAACAUUUGUGAGAAACUGAUGUUAUACUGUUCACAACCACUAGAGGGAGGUACUGAGAAAGUUUUCAUCAGUGCUGAACUUUGGAACUACAAUCCGGGUUUAACAAAUGUGGGUCAAACUGGAUAGUUCUAAAGUUGCAGUCAUAUGACUUCCAGCUGGUUGGAUGUGAGUUCAAAAGAAAAAAAAAUAGAAGAAGAGAAAUGCUUUCAGGCGCUAAAUCAAAAGUUUCGAGGCGCAUGACUGCGUUGAACCCGCUGGUCUGUGGUUGUUUUUGCACACGGAGAGAUGGGAGGUCUUUGGAAGAGGCUCCUCUGCUUUGGACGGAAUAAAAUGUGGAGCGGCUGAUUUCCCCCUUUUCCUCACCUGCUUGAGGAGGAGUUUUCGCAUGGAAGACCUGAAUGGCGGCGGAACAGAGCGCCAGGCUGCGGGGCGAGGAGAGACGCCGCAGGCGGGACCGCACGCUCGCGGUCGGAGGAGAGUGGCGGCGGUCUGCUGUCCCGCUCUGUCCGCCGCGCGCCUCGUCAUACCUGGAGUGAUGGACGCGGGAGGGAGGGUGGACGAGUCCAGACUGAGGAUGCACAUCUUCAAAAACGGUGGGGUUUCUCCAUCGGAUCGUGGCCUGGUGUGGCGUUUCCUGUUUGGAAUGUACCCGUGCGGCUCCACGGCUUUGGAGCGCUCUCUGCUGCAGGAGCAGUUGUUCGUACGUUACCGGGUCAUGAAGAGGAAGUGGCAAAGUUUCCUGCCCUCAGCAAAGAAAAUUAGCCUCAAUGGCACAGAUGCUGAGUUGAUCAAAGCUGUCAGGUACUUUGAGGAGAGGGAGGCUCAGGCACAGCAGGAGAGCCAGGUCCAGUCAGAGGAGGUCCAGGAGAGACUUUCUUUUUUGGAGCUUCAAGCGCAGUUUUUGUUUGGAGCGGUCUCGUUUCACCGUGAGGAGCUGCAGGAAGCCAUUAGGAUCAUCGACAAAGAUGUUCCCAGAACCAACAGAGAUCUAAGCUACUACCAGAAUGAAGGCUUAGGAAAUCUGCUGGUUCUGAGAGAUAUCCUCAUCACCUACGCAGCGUUUCAUCCAGAGGUCAGUUAUGCGCAGGGGAUGAACGACCUGUGCAGCCGCUUCCUUGAAGUUCUGGACUGUGAGGUUGACACCUUCUGGAGCUUUUCCUGCUACAUGGAGAAGUUUUCCAAAGAUUUCCAGGCUGACGGUCUGCACAGGAAAAUUGAGCUUGAGGCAGCCCUGCUGAAGGAAUUGGACCCUCCCCUGUAUGCUCAUUUGACCAAAGACAACAUGGAGAGCUUCACUUUCUGCCACAGGUGGCUUCUGCUCGGUUUCCAAAGAGAGUUUGAGCACAGUGAUGCUCUGCGCUUGUUUGAGAUCUUGAGUUGUGACCACCUGGAGCUCAUCUCACAGCAGGUGGACCGGGCGCGUUAUCGUGAGAGGCUAGCACAAGAAAACACAGCAGGUGAAGCUCGGGGCAGAGGUGCACCUGUGACGUUUCUGACAACUCACACACUCACACGUCUUCUCCCUGGGAUGUUUGCAGAGGACAGUCCAGAGUCGGAGCUCCAGACGUUCAACACAGACUUCACCUUUGAGCUGUUCGUCUGUGCAGCCAUUCUGCUGGACAACAGAGAGUCUCUGCUGCAGUGCAGGGAUGACGUCCAGCUCAUCCAGUUUACCAGCAGUCUACACGGAAAACUGGACCUGAACAGCACGCUGCAGAAAGCGGAACGCCACUUCUAUAACUACUGCAAGAGUUGUUCCUGGGAUUAUAUGAACGGACGCUGCAGAGCGAACACAAACACACAGGAAGACUUCAUCGAUCACCUCCGUAGCUUAUUCAUUUUAAAGCGUUAGCUUAAAGGGUCAACACACUGUCAAUGUAUAGUUUUAUUUCUAAGGGAAGCAUUUAUAUUUAUAGUGGCUGCUCUUGUUAAUAAUUAUUAAUUCAUGUUUAGGAUCCUCAUGAUGUUGUCGUUUGUUUUCACUGUACAGUAUUUAUUUUAUAAAUGAAGAGAAAAAGAAAAUAAAAAAAACUUUCUUUGCUUUCUUGAUCAUUUCAUAUUUUCUGUCACGUGGCUCAAAAAAAGUCUCUCGUGAGAUUAUGCAACACGGAACUGUUUGUAGGUGUAGUGUGUUGUAGCAGGUGGUGUAAUCAACACACUGCAGUUUUAUUUAAGGCCUGAAGAGCCAAUGCAACAAGAAUAGCUGAACUUUAGCUGGGCCUGAAAUGGAGAUGAAACUCAUGGAGAAUUUUCAGUAAAAAAAAAGAAUAAAGCUGCUAAAAUAAUAAAAAAAUAACUAGAUAGGUAUAGUAACACCCUUAUUUAGUCUCUUGUUAAAAAAAUAUAUAUUUUUUGUAUGUAAUACUCUUGAAAAGUUGCAAGUCAAAUAGGGUUUUGGAAGAUUUUUUUUUUUUUUUAAGUCAAGGAAAAGUAGUUCAAAGUACAUGUUAAAAACAAAGCCAUUCACAUAUGUAUUCAUUUGGCUGUCUGGG